This is a messenger RNA of Anopheles bellator, 2013 nucleotides long. RefSeq names its product zinc finger protein 62-like. The transcript has 3 exons. The record is from RefSeq and is a predicted model, not a curated record. The coding region runs from base 1 to 1659 and encodes 552 amino acids. NCBI's taxonomy places the organism in Eukaryota, Metazoa, Arthropoda, Insecta, Diptera, Culicidae. Gene Ontology annotation, molecular function: RNA polymerase II cis-regulatory region sequence-specific DNA binding; DNA-binding transcription factor activity; zinc ion binding. Gene Ontology annotation, cellular component: nucleus. Gene Ontology annotation, biological process: regulation of transcription by RNA polymerase II.
AUGUGCUCGAAAAAUACUCGCCACUGUACCAAAACAAACCACGACAACCAAUCCGGUAUCAAAACAAAUAGCGUCCGAUGCAGUGAAAGGCUUAACCCAUUUUCAGACUUCGCUGUUUCUGCGGUUGUUGCUUCCAAAAUGAUCAUGAAACUCUGCCGCCUGUGUCUCAGAGAAGACAAAGUAUUAGUAAGUCUUACUGGCGUCCAGUCCUUUCCCGGGGAUCAGCCAAGCUUGAAGACACUUAUUCGUCGAUACUUGUCCAUCGAAGAGAUUGAUUGUAGUUACCGCGGUGUUACAAUUAAGCUGUGCACAAAGUGCGCUAAGGUGUUGAAAGAGUGGCACAUAUUUUAUCAAUCUUGUGUGGGAAAUGAUAAAAAGUUUCGCCAAAAACUGGUAAAAAAGCUCUACUGCACAGUUUAUGCAGAGAAACCUCCCACGGACGAAUCAGAAUCAGAAUCCGAGAAUGAGAAUGUUGGAUCGUUGGUCAUUAAGUCUGAGCUGCUGUCCAUUGAAAUCGAUGAAAAGGAUGCCUAUUUCGCUGCUGCAGGUUCCAAUGGAGAAAAUAUGAACGCUGAAGAUAUUGUUAUAAAGCCAGAGUUUCUUUCCACGGAAGACGACCGACCAGAGGAACGAAGCAAGGAGAAUGCCGAUAAAGUCCCAUUAAAAUCGAGGAUCAAACAAAGCGACCAACACUCAAACGAGCAGAAAGCAUGUACUUCUAGCGAAUUGGAAGCUUCUUUCAGUUCCGAAAUAGUGAUUUACGAACGAAUGGAACCAAACGAGAAUCAUUUAUUUUUCAAGAACGAUACCCCGGAAAAAUCGAUAAGUAAUAAUCCGGAUAGAACAGUUGGAAGACAACUCAUAAGGCAAGCUGACGAAACACAGGAUGUUGAGGUAAAAUGCGAAAAAAAAGAGAUAGAGGAAACUCCGAGCUCACGCUGUUCCGAACGGCUCGAUUCCGAAACUUUGUCCCAGCAUGGGCCUAUUGUUACUGAACCAGAAUUCAUAUGUCUGUAUGAUAGCGUUCCCCAGGAAAAUUUCCCGAAAAUAACUCUAAAAGAAAGCAAGAGCAACAAAAGGCCUGCCGUGGGUUCAUCGACGGAUAAUCCACGACUCGGCAGGAAGAAAGCUGUCGGAAAGGUUCACAAUGAGGCUGGACGUGUCAGUGGAGUGUGUCAUAUUUGUGGCGUGUUUCGAAAAAAUCUUUCCGUGCACGUGAGCAAGCAUAAUGGCGAACGAAAAUUCAAAUGUCCACACUGCCCGGCAGCGUUUACGGAUUCUGGUAAUUGCAAGCAGCACAUUAACAUACACACGAGAGAGAAAAUUUACAAAUGUGACCUUUGUGACAAAGAGUACACAUCGCUGAAUGUGCUGCGAAAUCAUAAGGAUAGCCAUUCCGAGACGAAGAAACACGUCUGCAAAACAUGCGGCAAUGCGUACCAGUACCGGCCGGCACUCAAGCGUCACAUGAAAACUCACACUGAAGAGCCCAAAGUAAAAUGCCCCGAGUGCGAGAUGCGGUUUUAUUACAAAGGCAGAAUGCUGCUGCAUUUGCGGAAACAUUAUGAACCUGAGUUUGCUUGCGAGAUUUGUGAUAAGCGCUACACCACCAAAAGUGCCUUACACAAUCACACAAAAAUCAAGCAUACCCAGAAAUAGAGACCUUGCCCGCAAAAUGGACACAUUCAUCCUUAUCGAGCUAGAGCAAGUUUGUAAAUUAUUCAAUACUAAGUUUUAAAUGUUUCGUUUGCGCAGUGUCGACUUGUUUUGCAAGCAAAAUGCAACACGCAAUUGUAUCUGUAGGCAAUUGUGUAAGACAAGUAAGAGCUCUCAAGGAAAAUUCGGAAACACUGAAAGCUCAAGCUACUCGUAUGCGAAUAAAUUUUAGGCGAUAAGAAGCACUUUUACUAUCCAAAUCGAUCACAUCUGUGUAUAAGCACCAAUCCAUGUUCCGUAUUAUUGAGUAAUUCAAACUGUGUUAAAGUCCUGUUUGAAUGUUAUUUGGCCAAGGAA